CUCCCGCAUACCGCGUAGCCGUGUAGAAUAGUGUAGAUGGUGCGAGGACUGCGGGGGAUCGCGAUCGGGUCUCCUCACUGACCGUACGGUGAAUUAUUGUUGCGACGAACGUGCCCGAGGCGGGAAAAAGAGAGAACGGCGCGGCGAUGCUGAAUCAGGCGGUGGUGGAGGCGCUUUAUUCGGCGACGUACAUCGAGAACUACCUGGACUGCGUGGAAAAUCUGCCCAAUGACCUACAGAGAUACGUCUCCCGUCUCCGCGAGCUAGACGCCACUUGUCAAACAUAUCUACACGAAGUGGACCAGCAACAAGAGGUACUGCGGAAUGACGCAGAUCCUGUUGUUAAAAGAAGAGCGUUGAUGCGCAUACAACAAGCCCUGAUUGCAGCACAGGAAAUAGGAGACGAGAAACUACAGAUUGUUCAACAAGUGCAGGAUCUUAUAGAGAACAAAUCCAGGCAGUUGGACGUGGAUUAUCGAAACUUAGACUUUGGAAAGGAGCAAGAAAGCUCGGAAUCGGUCCGCGAGUCAAAUAUGAACAGCAAUUCGAAUAACGCAAGCCAUGCAAACAAUACGGAACGUCAGCCAAAACGCGCCAGAAGAACGAGGACUGAAACCUUGAUAGAAUCGACCCAUUCAAUGGACAUGAUGGUCGGGAUGACAGAAACGAGGUCUUCGACGUUGUCCAAUACGAGCAAUGGAAAUCAGAAAAAGACGGCGGCGACGGCUACUGGUAAAAAGAAGAAGCGGAAAUCUCGGCAAGGCACUCAACAAAACCAGCAUCGCGAGGAUACUCCGCCUCCACCGGAAGACGAUCUCGCUAUAGAUCCUGACGAGCCGACUUACUGUCUCUGCGAUCAGAUAUCGUACGGCGAGAUGAUCCUCUGUGACAACGACUUAUGCCCUAUAGAAUGGUUUCAUUUUUCUUGUGUUUCUUUGACCACAAAGCCGAAGGGUAAAUGGUUCUGUCCCAAGUGUCGCGGUGACCGACCUAACGUCAUGAAACCCAAGGCGCAAUUUCUCAAAGAACUGGAAAGAUACAAUAAAGAAAAAGAGGAAAAAUCAUAGCAACAGCACGGCGGUGAAAGACUUAAGAACUUCUCAAAACUUAAUUGGACUUAAUCGAGAUUUUUGUAAGAUAGCUUUUUAAUUUCGAGCUGUGAAUUAAGAUUAUAUUUUAUCGAAAUCUCGAAUUAUAUUUUCUGUUAUAAUUCUACAUAUUAUAUUAACUACGAUUAAGAGAGCUCUAAUCAGUUGUAACAAAGAAAUUUAUAAUUAGAGAACGAUAUAAAUUUUUGCGUUAUAAAUUAUAAAAAUACAGACUAGUGCAUACAUGUAUGUGAUACUUAUGAUUGUACAUAUAACGUAAUGCUAUUAAUAUUAAACGAGUCCUACAUUUAUAUUCAAAUGCAUUUUCUUAGUUUACAUUUAUUACAAUAGGAUUGACUUGACAUACUCAUUUGUUAGAUUAGAAUGCGUACCGUAGAAGAUACUAAGCAAGUAUCUUCGCAGAAGAAGCCAAUAGUUCAAAAAAUACAUGACUUAUAUACAGUAUGAACUAAUGUAAAUAAAAGGUAAAAGUAGCAAUGUAAAUAUAAGAUAAUUGGACGAUUUGAAAUAAACAUUUCGCAUCUCAAAAA
Vollenhovia emeryi is the source of this 1639-nucleotide messenger RNA. RefSeq names its product inhibitor of growth protein 1. The record is from RefSeq and is a predicted model, not a curated record. Lineage: Eukaryota; Metazoa; Arthropoda; Insecta; Hymenoptera; Formicidae. Gene Ontology annotation, biological process: positive regulation of DNA-templated transcription. Gene Ontology annotation, cellular component: nucleus. The transcript has 3 exons. The coding region runs from base 147 to 1067 and encodes 306 amino acids.